Molecule: messenger RNA, 145 nt
Organism: Racocetra fulgida
Lineage: Eukaryota; Fungi; Glomeromycota; Glomeromycetes; Diversisporales; Gigasporaceae
Source: the annotation of a GenBank genome assembly
CUUCUUCAAAUGAAUUUUUUCUAGUUAAAGACGAUGUGGUAUCCAGAUUUGAUGUUGUUAAUGGUCAGUCAUUAAUACUUUUAGAUGAAUGGGUUUUGCUUAAAAAAGGUAGUGGUAUUGAACAAAAAGAGAAAAAUAUAGAUUA